Molecule: messenger RNA, 1405 nt
Organism: Thalassophryne amazonica
Lineage: Eukaryota; Metazoa; Chordata; Actinopteri; Batrachoidiformes; Batrachoididae
Gene: ogfod2
Product: 2-oxoglutarate and iron-dependent oxygenase domain containing 2
Exons: 7
Coding region: 57-1148 (363 amino acids)
Molecular function (GO): iron ion binding; L-ascorbic acid binding; oxidoreductase activity, acting on paired donors, with incorporation or reduction of molecular oxygen
Source: RefSeq, a predicted model, not a curated record
UUUUUCCUCACUCGUCGUUCCUCGGUUGUUGUUUUUCUGCGCACCGUAUUAAAAACAUGUACGUUGGUGCCUUCUUGCAAGCAAUUAUGACAAGCGAGAAAGACGAAACGCCAAACUUUUACACCUGUAACUGUUUUACAACUGACAAUAUUUUCUUGGACGACUACAAGCUACAUGUUCGUUUUGUGUCAGUGCAGCAGUUCAGACUGGACUAUAAACCUCUGCUGGAAAGUCUUGGCUGUGUGACGGAUCAACAGUUUGACAAUGUUCUCACUAAGUGUGUUCAGAUUUCUCAGGAAGUGGAGAGGCGAAGGCACCUUGGCGUGACAUCUGCUGAGAGAGCUGCUGCCAUAAGAGCCGAUUAUCAGCCCCUGCAUCCUCACGUCUACCAUCUACAGGAGUCUUACCUCGCUCCAGAGUUCAGAAGGAUUGUUGAGUUUUGUCGGAGCAGUGAUGCAAGUGAAGAAGGUCUCCUGUCUUUGUUUGAGGAAGAGGCAGUUUCAAGGGUGUAUCGCUUCCCCGUGUUUGAGAGAAACUUCUGUGAUCAGCUGGUGGAGGAGCUUGAACACUUUGAGCAGUCUUCAGCUCCCAAAGGAAGACCCAACACCAUGAACCACUACGGGAUCCUUCUUAACGAGUUGGGCUUUGACAACGACUUCAUCACGCCUCUCAGAGAGCGGUACCUACAUCCUGUCACCUCACUUCUUUUCCCAGACUGUGGGGGGAGCUGUCUGGACAGUCACAGGGCUUUUGUGGUCAAAUAUGACAUGAAUGAAGACUUGGACCUCAGCUAUCACUAUGACAACGCAGAAGUCACGCUGAAUGUUUCUCUGGGCAAGAUCUUCACUGAUGGCAACCUGUACUUUGGCGACAUGAGACAAGUGCCUUUGGAUGAGACUGAGUGUUCAGAGGUUGCACACAGGGUGACUGAGGGCCUCCUUCACCGAGGACAACAAAUGCACGGGGCCUUGCCCAUCUCCUCCGGCCAACGCUGGAACCUCAUUAUCUGGAUGAGGGCAUCGCAGGAACGUAACAAACUUUGCCCCAUGUGCAACAGGAGGCCGACUCUGGUAGAAGGUCAAGGCUUCGCUGACGGCUUCACCAACAAACCGUCUCCACUGCUGAAUGCUUCAUGUGUGCUAACAUAAUAUAUGUACCAGAAGUUCGGGUUUACUUCAUUAGGCAGCAUACCUCAUCAGAGAGACUGUUUAGACUACUAAAGAAGUUCAAAUACUUUUUUUUUUUUUUGCCAAAAAGAGAGAAGUGGUAAUUCACCUAAUUUUUUCAGUGACUGCCUGUGAUCGGGUCGGACAAACAAUAACCAUAAAUUUAUGUACUGCGUUUCUCAUUUGUAUUUCAAAUCAGCAUUAACUGCAGCUGUAGAUGAUUCAAAGUUGCCAUAUUU